Tribolium madens (black flour beetle) is the source of this 5370-nucleotide messenger RNA. It is a transcript of the gene Dab, whose product is annotated as protein disabled. Bases 557 to 5089 code for a protein of 1510 amino acids. The record is from RefSeq and is a predicted model, not a curated record. Lineage: Eukaryota; Metazoa; Arthropoda; Insecta; Coleoptera; Tenebrionidae. The transcript has 10 exons.
GGUUGCCGCAUUCAUGGUACUUUUAUCUCAAUGACGUUGGUUUGUUGUGAUUUGGAAAAAUUCAAAUUUACGCCACAAGUUGGAAAAGUCCGUUUUCCAAAUGGUUGAAAUAUCAUCAGACGGUAGUUUGCUUUUAUUUUUUUACCCCAUCAAAAUCCCAUGGUAGAAAUAAGUAAGGUGUUGGGUUAUUUUCUGCAAAAUGUUCGAUUUUCGUUAUUUCGUCCAAAUUGAGCGGUUAUGAGGGCAAAAAGCAAGUAGAGAGAAAGUUUUUUGAAAUCGAUAAAAAGUGAUUAGAGUAGUAGACUGAGCAUGUGCGAGAUUCAACCCCAAACUUGCUACACCCCUAAAUGGGGUUGAUCAAUGGAUUCAAUGAUCAAUAUAAAGAAUUAAUUCAGUGCACCCAAAAUGAACCAUUUUCAGAUAACCGCUUUGUAAAUAUACCAUUUCCAUUAUUAUGGGAAGUGUAAAGUCAAUUUAUAAUGUGAUAAAAUGUGACGGUUUGGUCCCAGAUGGUUAACAGUGUUUUGCUUCCAAAAACCCACCAACUUGACUAAACAUGCAAACAUUACGAAAAAAAACUAGUCCUUUGAAAUCAUAUUUCCUCUCAGAUAAAAACGAAACAACUCGAUUCCUGGGCGAUGGAGUGAGUUUUAAGGCCAAACUGAUCGGAAUUUUGGAAGUGUCUGAGGCCAGAGGAGACCGCAUGUGCCAGGAAGCCCUAUCCGACCUGAAAAUGGCCAUCAGAGCGGCAGGGGAACACAAACAACGCAUCACAAUUAACAUAGCCAUCGACGGUUUGCGAUUAAGGGAUGAAAAAACAGGGGACUCGCUCUACCACCACCCUGUCCACAAAAUAUCGUUUAUCGCCCAAGACAUGACCGAUUCGCGGGCCUUCGGGUACAUAUUCGGGUCCCCAGACACAGGACAUAGAUUUUUCGGGAUUAAAACAGACAAAGCCGCCAGUCAGGUCGUCAUUGCGAUGAGGGACCUGUUCCAGGUCGUUUUUGCCCUCAAGAAGAAGGAAAUCGAGCUGGCGAAACAGCAUUUGGACAAAAGCCGGUUUACAAGCUCGCCGCUGUUUUCCGACUCUUCCGUUUCCGCCACGAAGCCUGCGAGUCAAGAAACGACGAAAAGCGCGACGAACGACAGCAAGGCCUCCAAUUCCGAGGGGAAAUCGAGUGGGACUGCCGUCGCCGACUUGGUUGACCUCGAACUGGAGUUGAAUAGUCUCCAACAAGGCCUCAAUCAAAUGGAAAGGAUCACUCCUUCUGACCCUUUCGGGGCUGCUAAAGACGACCCGUUUGGGGACAGCUUCACCACUUACACUAAGCCAAUUCUGCCACCACCUCCGUCUUCGGGAAGGGAAAGGUCGAGUCGGAGUUCCGACUCAAGCAGUGUCUUCAGUCCCAGAACGCCCCACACUGCAAGUUGUGAUAAUAGUUUAAUUAAAUCGAGAGAUGAUAAAGUUAAAAAAGACGCUUUUCCCCAACAAGAUGAUUGGUUCACUCAACCAGCGAAAAGCAUCUUCAAAGAACCUCCCCUAGUGCCUGAACCCACCAAAGAUGAAAAACACGAAAUGACCAAGCAGGAAAUUCUAUCCCAAUUUGAUGUUUUCACCGAACUAGAUCCCCUAGGUACUGGUAGAAGUAAGCCAUAUAUUGAUAAGAAACAUUUCUUUCAAGAACUAAAAAAUCCGCCAAAAAAAGCUCUCAAUGAUUUGGUGUCCCAAUCCCAGCAGCAGGAGUCGAAUUUGCUCACGAAAAAGCCCCCAUUUACGAAAUUAUCGAACGAUUUUAGCACCGACCCCUUCGGCGAGGACCCUUUCGUGACCGAAGACCCCUUCGCCGAGGCGCAGGACCCCUUCGAAACGGAAUUCGCCAAUUUCAAGACGAAACAAGUGUUCCAAACGAAGUCGCCUAAAGGACCAGUAGUGGAGGGGGUGCAAAUCACCAAACAAACCACUUUCGACCAAUCAAAUUACGAGAAAUUCACACGACUCCACGACAACGCCAGUCUGGACAUGUCCUCGGGCUCGGAGUGCGCCCCCGAGCCGCCCCCUCGACCCGAAUCGAGUCUCCUGCAAAUCAAGCCGCCGCCCCUGCCUCCGAAGAAGCAAGGGGGCGAGUUUUCCGUCAAGCCCCCGCCGCGGCCGCCCCACGUCGAGGAGUCACACUACGACUACAUGGACGAGUACGAAACGGCCCCAAACAGUCUCGAGUUUAUCAAAACUAUGGACAAGAGCCCCCCGAUUCCGGUUCCGGUUCGCAAAACCAAAUUCGAACCGAGUUUCGGGACGGUGCCCGAAAGACCGAAAAAACCCUUCACUGUGCAAACCAGCGAGGAGGAUUAUUUGACACCGGUGCAGAAAAGGGCCUCCCCGAUUCUGUUGCCCCCGCCGCAGAGGGCCCUCAAGAAGGCGCAAGUGACAGUCGCCUCGUAUUUGGAAUCGAAACCGAACCUAAUCACAAGCACGGCGACGGAAAACCUGGGUUCAUUGGAGGGUUUGGACAUAACCUUAAGCCAACUGACGUUAAGUGGCUUGAAUGAGUUGGCUACGAAGUUGAAUAUUCCGACCAAUCAGUUGAGUAACAUGACUUUGGUGCAAUUGACCAAUUUUUUAUCGAAUUUUAUCAAGGCGAAGAGCCAAACCAGCACUGUUGAGGCUAAUAGUAACACAGAAAUGACUUUCAACGCCGAUUUUGCGGCGAAUUUCAACAAUUUGAACAGCAACACGAGCGAGGGCUACGACCGUUAUGCCGUUUUUCGCGAAUUGAUGAACGAGGAGAUCAAACAGACGAAAAUCGACACCGAACCGGAGGAACUCAAGGAGGAAAAAGGCAGUAUUGCGAGUUCGGUGGUCGACAGCAAUGUUAAUAAUAUUUAUAAAAGUGUUGAAGACUCGACUAAGGACAAGUACGCCGCGUUGCGUGAAAUCGUCGAAAGUGAGUUGAAAUUGAGCGAAACYAAGAAUGAGAACGAACAGAAUUUGUUGAAUGAAGAGGUGUCCAAAGACGAGACGGCUAUCAUCAAUAAUGAAAAUAAGUUUAUCGAGGAAGAGAAGGAGAAACCGGURUCACCGAAAUUCAAUUUGAUUGAGUACAGUGCCCCCAUUGAGAAAGAAGAAAAAGUAACGCCGGUGAAUAAAGUUGCGAAAAGUCCAGUUCCUGUGGCUAUUACUGAAAUUAUGCAAAGUAAUGCGAGGCUGAAUUCUGGCUCGUUAUCGGAUGUUGUCAGUGGAAGUUCACCGGAAGUGGACAAUACGGGAAGUAAUUCAGAAAUGGGGAAAAAGCCAGAAGAUGCUGCAGGCGAGAGUUGGGCGAUCUUCGACCAGGGCAACGUCCCCGCCGAAUCAGCUAAAGAAAAACAAGGAGUUCAGAGUGAAGAAGGCGUCUCGCCUUGGUCAAGCGAUUCCAAAGAAUUCGGCAACAAUUCUCCCCCAGAUUGGCGACCUGGGGAUUCAGAAAGUGGAGGUGAUCGUUGGACGAAACGACGAAUCCGACGAGACCAAGAAGGCUGGUGGGAUACUUCGGCCGAACCUGAAGUGCAAUAUUAUCCAUCCAAUCGACGAUCGACUGAUAGCUACGAGGAUGAAUAUUACGAAUGUUACGAGAAACCAAGACGCCGGAAGCAGACAGCUUAUGUUCACGGAAGUCAAGGCGGCGCUGGGGGACACUCCUCCAGCUCCAGAGACGUCAGUCCCUGGGAGGAGGAACCCAGACGAAGGGGAUGGGGGAAACAUGCCAGACAACAUUCCUUCGAAAAACACAGGGAUCGGAGGCAUACCGACAGUUGGGAUGAUGAAGAUGAUUAUGAAUACGAAGAUGAACACGUUCCGCGAUUUCAUCGUCAAAAAUGGGAAGUGGAACGAGAACGAUACAACGCACCAAACCGGGAACAUGACAUCGACAAAUGGGACCCUGAAUGGAGUGAAGAGAGUAGAAGACACCGUCGCAGACGCGAAGGGGAGAGAGAUCGAUGGUGUUGCCCAGACUGGGACAUGGGCGAGCAUGAAAAACCCAGAUACCCCAGCACUCGUUGGUCGAAUAUGGACGGCCCUCCUGGAAUGUGGCGUGAGCGUUAUUACAGCCGGGAAUCCCAAGAGUCCCCAUGGGAAGACGAGUAUUCAAACGAAGCGGAAGAAUCUUCCCAUUAUUUAACAGCAAGGAGAAACUGGAAGCGGCCGAGUAGUGCGUCCGAAAUGGACCGAAAAACGGGUGAAAUCAAGUCGCGACAUUAUUUUGGGGCAGGGGGCAGCGACGGGGAGAGGGAUAGACGGUACAAGCCCGGGCGGCGCUCCCGCAGCCGCGAUUCGCAGUAUUCGGAGUCUUCGCAUCGACAUAAACCGGAAACGGGGCCCCCAGGACGGGGAUCGCACCGAAGUAAACAGUACUCGAAACAAUUCGAAGCGGAUUUCGCUGAGAAAAAACCAAUCGAUGAACACAGCAAUAAGAAAAGCGCCACUUUAGCAAACAGGAAAAAGAAGGAAAGUCCAAAAAGUGAAGUGAAUAUUGUUAGUACCUUCCCACGYAAGUCCACRUCUCGUGCUAAAUCUUUAUUCGAGAAUGAUUUCGUUCCUUCUCAAAGUCCAAAAUUCAGUUUCGAAAAUGAUUUUGAAACGUCCGAAGCCGAYUCMCCGACUGUUGURAACAAAUCGUUGAAAGUGUUGCGACAACAAAGCAUGUUUGAGAAAAGUCAAGUGGAGAGACCAUUGAAAUUGUCGCCUAAACAGAAAUCUUUAUUUGAAGAUGAUUUUUCUCCCAGUGGGAGAGCAGAACCGUUACCUGAAGAUAGUGGCAUAUCAAGUAUCAAGGAGGAAGCAGAUCCUAAUGACAAAGAAAGCUCAUUUAGCACAAAUGCAACGAAUUCUCGGAAAAAGAAACUCAAUAAAAAUAGACUCUCCAAUAACUUUCAGUCUGAUAUUAAUAUAAAAAAGUCUGAAUCUGUAAAUAUUUUCGCGCGGGAAAGCGAUCCAUUUGAUGAUGAUUUUUUUAGCGAAAACGUGGCUAGUCACCAUUCGGAAACUUCUCCGAAAACUACGGAUCUCAAGUGGACUGAUGAUUUUGAAGAUUUUGAAGAUAAAAAUAAUUAAAGCGGCGAUUUGACCUGAUGCACGAGGGCCUCACUCGAAUUGCUUACUACGUCGUCUAAAUUAAUGUUAUUGUUACAUAAUGUAAUACUAGAGAAGCUACGUACUAAGUUACAUGUAUUUAUUUAUACUUAAAUAAGAAAUUUUUCAACUAUGUGAUUCUCUAAAAUUCCAUGUUGAGUAUUUGUACUGCUAGUGGAAGUUUUAUUUGUAAAUGAAUGAAUCUUUCGUUUCAUUGUAAUUUCUACCUCUGUUUUAAAUAUAUCAACUUUAAUUUAUUGUUA